CCGACCUCAUUCCAACCUGUUUGCUGCCUCCCAACCUCCUUCCAACCUCCUUUCCUGCUUCUCGACCUCCUUCCAGCCUCCUUGUAGCCCCUUUGCCGGCUCCUGACUUCAUUCAAACCUUCUUCCAACCUCAUUCCAACCUCUUCGCAGCCUCUUUGCUGCCUCCGAACCUCAUUCCACCCUUCUUGUUGCCCCUUCGCCCGUCUUACAACCUUCUUUCCCAUCUCCCAACCUCCUCUUUGCCCACCUCCCAAGCUCUUUGCCCGCUCCCAGCCCAUUCCCAGCCCAUUCCCAGCCUCUCUCCAUGUCGGUCUCCAUCCCCAGGAAGCCGCUGCGGAGCAGCUCGGCCGCCCCGGGCCGCUCCUUCAGCUCCCGCUCCUGCUCGGGGCUGGCGCUGCUCGCCGGGGCCGCGCCGGGCCGGGCCCUGCCGGGGGGGGCGCCGGGCGCCGGGGGGGGCAUCGGCUCGGUCACGGUGAACCGGAGCCUCCUGCGGCCGCUGGAGCUGGAGCUGGAUCCCGGCCUCCAGCGGGUGCGGCGCCAGGAGCAGGAGCAGAUCAAGGACCUCAACAACAAGUUCGCCUCCUUCAUCGACAAGGUGCGGUUCCUGGAGCAGCAGAACAAGCUGCUGGAGACCAAGUGGGCGCUGCUGCAGGGGCAGGCGCAGGGGCCGCGCGGGCCCGGCCCCACCGCGCUGCUGCAGCGCUACAGCGGGAGCCUGCGCCGGCAGCUGGAGGCGCUGGGGCAGGAGCGGCAGCGCCUGGAGGCGGAGCUGGGCAGCGCGCAGGGGCUGCUCCGCGACUGCAAGAGCCGGUAUGAAGAAGAGAUCAACCAGCGCACUGAGAAGGAAAAUGAGUUUGUCCUGCUCAAGAAGGACGUGGACGAAGCCUACAUGAGCAAGGUGGAGCUGGAGGCGCGGCUGGAGAGCUUGACCGACGAGAUCAACUUCCUGAGGCAGCUCUAUGAGGAGGAGCUGCGGGAGCUGCAGGGCCAGGUCUCGGACACGUCCGUGGUGGUGUCCAUGGACAACAGCCGCAGCCUGGACCUGGACGGGAUCAUCGCGGAGGUGAAGGCGCAGUACGAGGACAUCGCCACGCGCAGCCGCGCCGAGGCCGAGGCCAUGUACCAGGUCAAGUACGAGGAGCUGCGGACGGCGGCCGGGCAGCGCGGGGCCGACCUGCGCAGCACCCGCGGCCACAUCCACGAGCUCAACCGGCUCAUCCAGCGCAGCCAGGCCGAGAUCGAGGCGCUGCGGAGCCAGCGAUCCAGCCUGGACUCGGCCAUCGCGGAGGCCGAGGAGCGUGGGGAGCUGGCGCUGAAGGACGCGCGCGGGAAGCUGGAGGAGCUGGAGGCAGCUCUGCAGAAGGCCAAGCAGGACAUGGCCCGGCAGCUCCGCGAGUACCAGGAGCUCAUGAACGUCAAGCUGGCCCUGGACAUCGAGAUCGCGACCUACAGGAAGCUGCUGGAGGGAGAGGAGAGCAGGCUGGAGGUGGGUGUGCAGAACCUCAGCAUCCACACCAAGCCCUUGGGCUACUCAGGCGGCCUCGGGGGGGGUUUCGGGGGCUCCCCGGGGGGGGGCCCGGGCGCUUCCCUGGCGCUGCCCCCCCCCGCCCCCGCGGCGCCGGCGCCCCCCCCCCGCGCCCGCGCCAUCGUCAUCAAGAAGAUCGAGACCCGCGACGGGAAGUUGGUGUCUGAGAGCUCCGACGUGCUCAGCGGAUGAGCCCCCAUGGACCCCCCAUGGGCACCCCAUGGACCCCCCAUGGACCCCCAUGGACCCCCCAUGGACCCCCCCAUGGACCCCCCGAUGGGCACCCCAUGGACCCCCCAUGGACACCCCCAUGGAUCCCCCCAUGGACCCCCAUGGACCCCUUCAUGGACCCCCCAUCGACCCCCCCAUGGGCACCCCUAUGGAUCCCCCCAUGGACCCCCAUGGACCCCCGCAUUGACCCCCAUGGGCCCCCCCCGCCUCUGUCCGUCCUGCCCCCCCCGCCCCAGUGUCCCCAUGGGAGCUGUGGGGUGGGAACUGCGGGCCCUGGGUGCUGGAAUAAAGCCUUGGAGAUAAAGAGGGA
Strigops habroptila (Kakapo) is the source of this 2066-nucleotide messenger RNA. RefSeq names its product keratin, type II cytoskeletal 8-like. The record is from RefSeq and is a predicted model, not a curated record. NCBI's taxonomy places the organism in Eukaryota, Metazoa, Chordata, Aves, Psittaciformes, Psittacidae. Gene Ontology annotation, cellular component: keratin filament.